GGUAAGGGGUCCGGUGACCUUUAUCUGUCUUUGGGGUACAAACAUGAGUUUAGGUUUAAACAAUAAGGGUUGGGUAGGGACAAGAGGUGUGCAUAAUUAAGUAGUCCAGGUCUUGUGGUCUCGUGAGGGCUUGGGCUCACAAGGUGGUCUUCUGAACUCUUCACCUUUGAGGAGACAGGGUGGCUCUCUCAAGAUGACAGCUGCUGCCCCUGGUGUGGCCUCACCAACACUGGGUGCUGGGCUGUCCUGUGAGCUGGUGCUAUUCUGGGAAUCUGAGUUGCAUUGAUUACUUUUUUGGUAGCUGUAACAAAAUACCUGAGGAAAAUCAACUUAAUGAAGAAAAGGGCUUAUUUUGGCUCACAGGGUGCCAUCCCUUCAUCGGGAAGUCACUGUCAGAGGAAGGCAGCUGGUCACGUGUUGCAUCUGUCAGAAACCAGGAGUGCUGGGUGCACAUCUCCUUUGUACUCAGUUCAGGACCCCAGCUCAGGAACAGUUGAGGGUUCUUCCUGCCUUAAGUAGCCCGGUCUAGAAACUCCCUCAAAGGCUUGUCACCCAAUAACCCUAGACCCUGCCAAGUUCAAUUUCCACACUGACCGUCCCUCAAGGUGGCUCAAGAGGAAGGCUGAAGACUCCAAGGAUGAUGACUCAUGUCUGCACCUACAGCCAGAGCGAGGCAGGGACACCGGCCCUUCCUGCUUCUGCUGCUCUGUGACUCCAGGCAAGCAGCUUGGUCUCCUGCAUCCCUAUCCCAUCUGUUCCCUAAGUGCAGGUUCCUUAGCAUGACAGGGAGAGGGCCACACUGCAUGUCCGCCACCAGGAGAAUGGAGUCAGUGCCUACCAUGUGUGCUUCCGAGAAGGCACAGAACACAGAGGCGCUCCGGGAUGCUCCGUCCACAGGGCAGUUAGGACAGGAGGCAAACGCUGUCACCUUUCCCUUUGGUUCUGGCUUUGAGAUGGGAUGAUGUCAGCAGUGUCUGUCAGAGCGUGAACCAGAUGACUUCUAUGGAAGUGCACACAACAAGCCAGAUCCACCCACAGGCCAUGAGACCUUGGGGGUCUGCCCCGAGGAAGCCUGGCUGCUCAGAAACACUCUUAGAAAGACAUAGGCCUGUCCCUGUGGGGCUGGUGGAAGGCAGGGCCUACACUCAGCACUGCCCUGGUGACGGCUUCUCUGAGGCUGGAGCCCCCAGCUUGGCAUGCAUGGGGCAGGGGCUAGCAGAGAAGGUUCUGGAGCCGAGGGCACAGGCAAGUUCAGUUCCCCAGAGUCUGUUUUCAGAUGACACACGUGUCCAAGUGUUAACUGACCCGACGCCUGGGACCACAGGCUCAGGGUUUCAGCGCUGCAUAGCUGGGGUCUGCUUGUCCAUGUGGUGACUCACUGCAUCUACGCCACACCUCUGAAGUCUCCCUUCCUUUGCUCCAUGAGAUUAUUUAAAACCAAAGCACCUCCGGUGUUCGAGGGCUUAGUUUUCAGAAAAGCAAUAAUUUCUAUUAUCUUACAUUUUAUCUAUAUGUUGUUAUUACACAUUGAUUUGGGGACUUUAGCAUGGCAAUUAUUUUACGGAUCUUUACCUUCCAGGCCCUGAGUUCUGAGGACAAAACUGGGAGAUCUGACAUUUUGUGUCUUGAUCCUUAGUUCAGUGCUGAACCCAACAUAUACACUGUUGACAUGGCAUCCUGGUACAUACGUGUCUGACGCCAGGAUGUUCAUGCUGGAGCACAUGGAUGUCAUUGGAAGCUGUGGUCCUAGGGCACACGCAAUCGUCUCUAUGGCUACUGACACAUACAUGUUGGACACUGUGGGGAUACAGCACAGUCUACGGAGCCAUAGUGUCGAAGCACAUAUGUUGGCCAAUGUGGUGCCGAUGCAUAUAAUCUUAAAUAUUGGUCUUGGCGCACAUGUAUGUUACUGCAUGUACAACAUGUUGUCACAUACAUGUUGCUGGCCACCAUGGUGCUGGUACAUAUACAUGUUGGUGCAUGUUUGCAUUGUUGCACACCAUGGUGCUGAUAUACUCAUGUUAUUGGAGUUUGUGGUCCUGGGGCUCACACGUGUUACUGAAAACCACGGGGCCAUGGCACUCAUCCCGCUGGCAUGAACUAGUGUGAACUUUUCCAGCCCUGUACAAAAUUCGAAUCUCUUAUAAACACUCCAUCUCUUUAGGAAGCAUGCGACCUGUCCUACCAAACAAUAAAAAGAUGGCCAGCAGCUGGAGGGGCUGGUGUGCACCACCCUGUGCAUUGCAACAGUAUGCUGUGCACCAAAAGCCCGGAACCGGUGUGGAGCUCGUGGUGUCAGAUGCAGAAUGUGGCCCUCUGCCAAACAUGGCGAGGUUAGAGAGCCCUGGGCCUACAGCUGAGCUUCCUUCUCGCAGACCUGUGUCUUAGGUCUGGCACCGUCCUUGCGGGGAGAGUCAAGUCCUGCCCCAGCUACCCACCGACUCCUCUUACCUGGGCAUGAGACCUCGUGGGGAGCGCGCUCUGGGCUGCUGUGGCCUCUGCACCUGCCCGGCAGCGGCAGGAGGUAAAGGGGGCCUGGGGCAGGAAGUAAAGGGAGCAUUGAGCUCAGGCUUGGUGUUCUUUGGGUGGUUUGGGACAGCGUCCCUGCAGCAGCGUUUUCCAACCCCAGAGGACAGAAGCCCUAGGGAAAAGGGGGGGGGGGGCAAGGGCGGACCUGUGCGCCUGCGUAGCGGGGCUUUCAGAUGCCCCCUUGAUGCAAACUAGCCUCCCAGGUGCUCAGGUGGUGCACACGCAUGACUCCAGGUGCGGGGUGGUGACACGCCCGGCAGGCUCAGUGCUUCCGCUUCCGCCUAGCGCCCCCCGCUCCCCCAUCAACGCAAAGCGCGCCCCCCUCCCUGUGGCGCGGAGACCAAUCCUGGGAAGCCAAGGAAAGCGCCACAACCCCCUCCCCGCUCCAGCCGCGCCCCCUCCCCACGCUCAGCCCCACCCGACAGCACCUCUGGUGCAGCGGAGGACGAUCUUCUGGGGAUCGGUUUUGUUGAGUCGGAGAAUGAGGUUUUGGCUGAGAAAUGAAGAGAUGGCCCUAGAAGAAAUGGUGCAGAGAUUAAACGCGGUUUCCAAGAACACUGAUGAAAUCAUGCACCAGGACAUCGUCCCACUCUGUGCCGCUGACAUCCAGGAGCAGCUGAAGAAGCGCUUUGCUUACCUGUCUGGUGGGCGGGGACAGGACGGAAGCCCAGUCAUCACCUUCCCAGACUACCCAGCCUUCAGCGAGAUCCCGGACAAGGAGUUCCAGAAUGUCAUGACCUAUCUCACCAGCAUCCCCAGUUUGCAAGAUGCUGGCAUCGGGUUCAUCUUGGUCAUAGACCGAAGACAGGACAAAUGGACUUCUGUGAAGGCGUCAGUCCUGCGAAUAGCCGCAUCAUUCCCAGCCAACCUGCAGCUCGUCCUCGUUCUCCGACCCACGGGCUUCUUCCAGAGGACUCUCUCGGACAUAGCCUUCAAGUUCAACAGAGAUGAGUUUAAGAUGAAAGUACCGGUCAUGAUGCUAAGCUCAGUGCCAGAACUACAUGGCUACAUUGACAAGUCACAGCUGACCGAGGACCUUGGGGGGACCCUGGACUACUGCCACUCCAGGUGGCUGUGCCACCGCACAGCGAUUGAAAGCUUCGCCCUGAUGGUGAAGCAGACAGCCCAGAUGCUGCAGGCCUUUGGGACCGAGCUGGCCGAGACUGAGCUGCCCAACGACGUCCAGUCAACCAGCCUGGUGCUCAGCGCACACACAGAGAAGAAGGCUAAAGUGAAGGAGGAUCUGCAGCUGGCGCUGACGGAGGGGAACAGCAUCCUUGAGAGCCUCAGGGAGCCGCUGGCUGAGAGCAUAGUCCACAGUGUGAACCAGGACCAGCUGGACAAUCAGGCCACUGUGAAGAGGCUCCUGACCCAGCUGAAUGAGACCGAGGCUGCCUUUGACGAGUUCUGGGCAAAGCAUCAGCAGAAGCUGGAACAGUGCCUACAGCUGCGACAUUUUGAACAAGGUUUCCGGGAGGUCAAAACCGCCUUGGAUUCCAUGUCCCAGAAGAUAGCCGCGUUCACAGAUGUUGGCAACAGCCUGGCCCAUGUGCAGCACCUCCUGAAGGACUUGACCACCUUUGAGGAGAAGUCCAGCGUGGCCGUGGACAAGGCCAGAGCCCUGUCCCUGGAGGGGCAGCAGCUGAUUGAGAACCGGCACUAUGCUGUAGACUCUAUCCAUCCGAAGUGUGAGGAACUCCAGCACCUCUGUGACCACUUCGCCUCUGAGGUCACCAGGAGGCGGGACCUUCUCAGCAAGUCCUUGGAGCUGCAUAGCCUCCUGGAGACGUCCAUGAAGUGGAGCGACGAGGGCAUCUUCCUGCUGGCCUCUCAGCCUGUGGACAAAUGCCAAUCUCAGGAUGGUGCGGAGGCAGCCCUGCAGGAGAUCGAGAAGUUUCUGGAGACCGGUGCAGAAAACAAGAUUCAGGAGCUCAAUAAGAUUUACAAGGAAUAUGAAUGCAUCCUCAACCAGGACCUUCUGGAACACGUGCAAAAAGUCUUUCAGAAGCAAGAGAGCACCGAGGAGAUGUUCCACCGCAGGCAGGCUAGCCUGAAGAAACUGGCAGCCAAGCAGACACGGCCUGUGCAGCCCGUGGCCCCCCGACCAGAGGCGCUAACCAAGUCCCCCUCCCCCUCGCCAGGCUCCUGGCGAAGCUCUGAGAACUCCAGCUCUGAGGGCAACGCCCUCCGCAGAGGGCCCUACAGGAGAGCCAAGAGCGAAAUGAGUGAGCCCCGGCAGGGCCGCACCAGCUCCACAGGAGAAGAGGAGGAGAGCCUGGCCAUCCUGCGCAGACACGUGAUGAAUGAACUUCUGGACACGGAGCGGGCCUACGUGGAGGAGCUGCUCUGUGUCUUAGAGGGCUAUGCUGCAGAGAUGGACAACCCCUUGAUGGCACACCUCAUCUCAACAGGCCUGCAAAACAAGAAGAACAUUCUGUUUGGAAACAUGGAGGAAAUCUAUCACUUCCACAACAGAAUAUUCCUGCGGGAGCUGGAGAGCUGCAUCGACUGCCCAGAGCUGGUGGGGAGAUGCUUUCUGGAGAGGAUGGAGGAGUUCCAGAUCUAUGAGAAGUACUGUCAGAACAAGCCACGCUCCGAGAGCCUGUGGAGACAGUGCUCUGACUGUCCCUUCUUCCAGGAGUGCCAGAAGAAGCUGGACCACAAGCUGAGCCUCGACUCCUACCUGCUGAAGCCUGUGCAGAGGAUAACCAAGUACCAGCUGCUGCUCAAGGAAAUGCUGAAGUACAGCAAGCACUGUGAAGGGGCCGAGGACCUGCAAGAGGCACUGAGCUCCAUCCUGGGCAUCCUCAAGGCAGUGAACGACUCCAUGCACCUCAUAGCCAUCACUGGCUAUGAUGGAAACCUUGGGGACCUGGGGAAGCUGCUGAUGCAAGGCUCCUUCAGCGUGUGGACGGACCACAAGAAGGGCCACACCAAGGUGAAGGAGCUAGCCAGGUUCAAGCCCAUGCAGCGGCACCUCUUCCUUCACGAGAAGGCCGUCCUCUUCUGCAAGAAGAGGGAGGAGAAUGGGGAGGGGUACGAGAAGGCUCCUUCCUACAGCUACAAGCAGUCCUUGAAUAUGACUGCUGUUGGCAUCACAGAGAAUGUGAAGGGUGACACCAAGAAGUUCGAGAUCUGGUACAACGCAAGGGAGGAGGUUUACAUCAUUCAGGCACCAACUCCCGAGAUUAAAGCAGCGUGGGUGAAUGAGAUUCGGAAGGUGCUGACCAGCCAACUGCAGGCCUGCCGGGAAGCCAGCCAGCACCGAGCCCUGGAGCAGUCCCACAGCCUUCCCUUGCCCACGCCAGCCAGCACCAGUCCCACAAAAGGGAGCACAAGAAAUGUCAAGAAGCUCGAAGAUCGGAAGACGGACCCGCUCUGCCUGGAAGGCUGCGUGAGCUCAUCAUUACCAAAGCCCCCCGAGAAGGGCAAAGACGAUGCGGUCCCUAGUUCUACCUCUGAAAGCUCUGCGCUUUCCAGAAAGCGCUUCACGCUGCAGGGCUUGGCUAACCUCAAAGGUCAGAAAGCCUCUCCGACCAGUCCUGACAAAAAAGCUAAGCGGCAUGAAGUAAAGAGCGACCCGACUCCCUUUGGUUUGCGAGGCUGGAGCAAAACAUCCCACUCACUGGAGGCCCCUGAGGAGGACGGAGGCUGGUCCAGUGCUGAGGAGCUCAUCAAUUCAUCCGAUGCUGAGGAAGACGGAGGAGUGGGCCCUAGGAAGCUGGUUCCAGGUAAAUACACAGUGCUGAUGGAUGGUGAGAAAGGGGGCUCUGACACCCUUGCCAUGAGGAGUGGAGAUAUGGUGGAGGUUGUGGAAGAAGGAACUGAGGGCCUCUGGUAUGUUCGGGACCUGACCAGCAGCAAGGAGGGAUGGGUGCCAGCCAGCAGCCUAGCCACCCUCCUGGGCAAAUCCAGCUCAGCCCAGUGUCUGAGCAGCUCAGGUAUGCAGAGAAAAGGGCCAGAGCCGAAGCCUGUCUCCACUGGUUUCCCGCAGACUCCAGCCCAGGGUCAGCCGUGCUGAGCAACUCAUCCAGCUGCAGCGAGGGCUACCCUACUCCCUUCUCCGAGCUCCAGGGGUAGUGGCCAGGCCUCUGUGGCAGGCGCUCAAGGCCACCGUGCAGUAGACCAGCAUGCAAAUCUCUAAGUUUUUUCUUUUUGCUUGGGCUUGCUUAGUUUGGGAGGGGAUGGUGCUCCAAGAUAUCUGGAAACAGGAGGACCUAUCAACCAUGGGCUUCAGAGGACACUGGGGCCUUGGAACCAGGACUCUGCUGCAUAUGCAGAAGGCAGGAGACAACAGUUCACCACCAAAGCUUCUUCAGAGACUCCAGGGUGGACAGAGGCAGGGCUAUGGGUCAGGAGACCCCUUGCAGAAAGAUGGGAGACGGCCCUUUUCCACACAUGCACAGCCAGCAGCCCCUGCUAUACAGCCUCUCCACGGUGUCCUGGCCUCUCUGGUGCUUUCUACGGGAACAUCAUCCUGAGGAAGCCACUUCUAACCGGAGUAAAGAGUUUGCUACCAACAGCCUAAGAAGGGGAUCAAGGGACUCUUGUCUUUUAUAAGUUUUUGACUUUUUUUUUAAAAAAAACAAACAAACAGGGAUUAAUCCCAUGGCCAUUUUUCUGUGGUACUCUGGCCUCAAAUCCUAAACCAAGAAUCACUGUGUUUACAUGAAAUGACAAUUUGAUACUGUAUUUGAUAUAAAACUAUUUUUUGUUACUGGGGUUUACAUCAAAGCACGUUGUUUAUACAACUGACUGAUUUCUGGGGCACUCUCACUGAGACCUGGCAGCACAGGUGCUGGAAGGCCUGGUAAGCCAGGGUCCUGUCCUCCUGGUAAGCCCAGGGCGUGUCCUCUUAGCCAGGGGGCGUGUCCUCCUGGUUAGCCAGGGAGGGGCGUGUCCUCCUGGUAAGACAGGGGGCGUGUCCUCUUAGCCAGGGGGUGUGUCCUCCUGGUUAGCCAGGGAGGGGCGUGUCCUCCACUAAAAGCGUUGGAAAUCACUGAGAGUCUUGCAUCUGCAUAGGUUUCAUUUUCACAAGAAAUGUAAAGUAUAAUUUAAAAUAUUAGCCUUCUUUUCUACAAUAUAAAGGAGACUCUCUGUUUUUUUAAAAGAACAUCAUUAAAUUAGGAUAUUUUUAUUAUUUUUAAAGAAAAUGUAAAACUCCAUGCUGUCAGCCAUCCUCAGCAACUCAGGCACAGGCUGCCUCUCCAUGUCAGGGCAGGCCCGACUUCCCCUCCCCGAGUCCCACCCACCUCUGCCCUACAGCAGGAGGGGCUGCAACUGAGCUCAUGGGGGGGGGGGGCCUGCAGCCUCCAUUCAAGUCAGGCAGAACUGCCACAGACUCUUGUUUCCCCCUUUUAUGUGUGUGUUUCAGAAAUCGAUUCUGUUCUUUGGAAACUCUGUGCCGAGUAGGGCAGGUAUUUUUAUACUUGUGUAUAUAUGUUCACGUGUGUACAUAUGAUCUGGUGUAAAGGAUGUAUUUAUGGUCUCACGCUGCUGAACAUGUGUCACUUUACGGUCCCUCCCUGUCUCCUCACCCCGCUGCCAUGGGAGGCCACCGAGGCUCGUUCACCACUGUAUGUCCAGGAAAACCACCCUCUUCCCUGCCCUAUGGCUUGCAAAGCCAUUACUGGCUACACCUUCAGAGAAUGGUAAUUAAAUAAAAACGUGCAAAGACUA
Molecule: messenger RNA, 8208 nt
Organism: Rattus norvegicus (Norway rat)
Lineage: Eukaryota; Metazoa; Chordata; Mammalia; Rodentia; Muridae
Gene: Mcf2l
Product: MCF.2 cell line derived transforming sequence-like
Biological process (GO): intracellular signal transduction
Cellular component (GO): plasma membrane; cytoplasm
Molecular function (GO): guanyl-nucleotide exchange factor activity
Source: RefSeq, a predicted model, not a curated record